GGCGGGGUCCGGCCUCGUAGCGGGGUCCGGGCGUCGGGGGCCGCGGGCAGGCGGGCGGUGGGCACCGUGCCGGGGCCGCCGGACCACCCGCCUCUCACGCAGAACGUCUGCUCCCGCCUGCAGACCCCGCGUCCGGGCCGCCGAGCGUGAUCAUGGUCUCCAAGUCCGACCAGCUGCUCAUCGUCGUGUCCAUCUUAGAAGGUCGCCAUUUUCCCAAACGUCCAAAGCAUAUGCUUGUGGUGGAAGCCAAGUUCGAUGGAGAGCAGCUGGCCACUGAUCCUGUGGACCACACCAACCAGCCAGAGUUUGCUACAGAGUUGGCCUGGGAGAUUGACAGGAAGGUGCUCCACCAGCACAGGUUACAGCGUACACCUAUCAAACUUCAGUGUUUCGCCCUGGAUCCUUUAUCUUCUGCCAAAGAAACCAUAGGUUACAUUGUUUUGGACUUAAGGACUGCUCAGGAAACUAAGCAGGCACCAAAAUGGUACCAGUUGCUGAGUAAUAAAUACACGAAAUUCAAGUCGGAGAUCCAGAUCAGCAUCGCUUUGGAGACGGAUACGAAGGCGCCGGUCGCUAGCCUGAAAGCAAAGGGAGCCCCGCCCCGGGAUGGCAAAGUGCUUCCUGGCCUGGCCAGGCUGGACCCCAGGGACAUUGUGGUGGUGCUGAAUGAGGAGGGCGGCUACCACCAGGUCGGCCCCGCCGAGCUCUGCACCGACUCCUUCGUUUUAUCCGUGACCAUUGCUUUUGCCACCCAGCUGGAGCAGUUAAUUCCUUGUACCAUGAAGCUUCCGGAAAGACAGCCUGAGUUUUUCUUUUACUAUUCUUUACUGGGAAAUGAUGUUACAAAUGAGCCGUUCAACGAUCUGAUCAACCCCAACUUUGAGCCAGAGCGAGCGUCUGUUCGGAUACGCAGCAGCGUGGAGAUGCUCCGUGCUUACCUGAAUCUUCAGUCUAAACUACAGAUCCAUCUGUGCUGUGGAGACCAGUCCCUGGGGAGCACGGAGGUUCCUUUAACGGGAUUGCUGAAGAGGGGCAGUACAGACAUCCACCAGCACCCAGUCACUGUUGAGGGCGCCUUUACUCUCGACCCUCCCAACCGAGCCAAGCAGAAGCUUGCACCUGUUCCCUUGGAGCUGGCCCCGACUGUGGGCGUGUCUGUGGCUCUACAGAAAGAAGGUGUGGAGUGCCAGUCUUUAAUUGAAUUAAAGACCCAGAAUGGACAUGAACUACAGCAUUCCAAGAAGAGACUUUUAACCCCCAUAGAGGAGAGGACAGUUCCUGGACCCAAAUCACCCAGCAGGUCACCUGCUCCACCUCCCACCCAGUCACCUCCAACUAAAGAUGAUGCAACAGAAAGUGAAGUGGAAAGCUUACAAUACGAUAAAGACACCAAGCCAAAUCCAAAGGCUCUCAAUUCCGUGCCCGCGUCACUGGCUCAGCUGGUGGCCACCACCAAUGCGUCGGAGACUGCUUCAGGGCAGAAGAUUGCUGUUCCCGCAACGGCCCAUCAUUUUUGCUUUUCAAUAGACUUAAGAAGUAUCCAUGACUUGGAAAUCGGUUUUCCAAUCAACUGUAUAUUAAGGUACUCCUACCCAUUCUUCGGAAGUGCUGCUCCUAUUAUGACCAAUCCUCCUGUAGAAGUUCGCAAGAACAUGGAGGUUUUCCUUCCUCAGUCCUACUGUGCGUUCGAUUUCGCCACUAUGCCUCAUCAGCUGCAGGACACCUUCCUACGGAUUCCAUUGCUGGUUGAACUGUGGCACAAGGACAAAAUGAGUAAAGAUUUACUUCUGGGAAUUGCAAGGAUUCAGCUUUCUAAUAUCUUGGCUUCAGAAAAAACACGCUUUUUGGGUUCUAAUGGUGAACAGUGUUGGCGUCAGACUUACAGUGAAAGCGUGCCUGUUAUAGCAGCACAAGGGUCAAACAACAGGAUAGUAGAUCUCUCUUACACGACGACCCUGGAGGAUUACGGAUUGGUAAAAAUGCGUGAGAUUUUCGUCUCUGAUUCAUCCCAGGGUCUGGCCGCCGUGUCCCAGAAGCCCUGCUCCCUGCCUGCAGCCCCCUGUCCUGCUGAGGGCCAGGUGGAGCCUCGAGACACCCUGGAGUACAAGGCGGCCCUGGAGCUGGAGAUGUGGAAGGAGAUGCAGGAAGACAUUUUUGAAAAUCAGCUAAAGCAGAAGGAACUGGCUCACAUGCAAGCUCUUGCAGAGGAAUGGAAGAAAAGAGACCGAGAAAGAGAAUCACUAGUGAAGAAAAAGGUGGCUGAGUAUAAUAUUCUGGAAGGAAAACUUCAAAAAACCCUAAUUGAAUUAGAGAAACGAGAACAGCAGCUUGCCAGUGCUGAAUCAGAGCUUCAAAGAGAAAAAAAGGAACUAGAGUCGGAGCGUGAGCGGAGCCUACAGGAGCUUCAGGACUGUAUCCGGAGGGCCAGGGAAGACUGCGCCCACCAGGUGGAGCUCGAGAGGCUGAGGACCAAGCAGCUGGACGAGGAGAAGCUCCGCCUUCAGCAGCAGCUUAGUGAUUCUGAAAACAAAUACAAGAUUUUGGAAAAAGAAUUCCAACAGUUCAAGGAACAGCAAAGCAACAAACCUGAGGUUCGUCUACAGUCUGAAAUAAAUCUUCUCAACUUGGAAAAGGUUGAACUUGAAAGAAAGUUGGAAUCUGCGACUAAGUCUAAACUGCAUUACAAGCAGCAGUGGGGACGGGCUUUGAAAGAACUUGCCAGACUUAAACAGAAGGAGCAGGAAAGUCAGAUGGCUCGCCUGAAGAAACAGCAGGAGGAGCUGGAGCAGAUGAGGCUGCGCUACCUGGCUGCCGAGGAGAAGGACACCGUCAGAACCGAGCAGCAGGAACUGUUGGAUAUAAGAAAUGAGUUGAACAGGUUGAAACAAGAACAAAAACAGUGCCAGGAGUCCAGAGAGAUUGCAAGAGGGAGACCGGACGGCCCCCACGGCCCGGCACUGGAAGAAGGGCUGGACGACUACCUGACACGCCUCAUUGAGGAGAGGGACACGCUGAUGAGAACGGGUGUGUACAGCCACGAGGACCGCAUCAUCAGUGAGCUUGACCGGCAGAUCCGGGAGGUGCUGGCCAGGAACACUGUAAGCAGUUAGGGUUCUGGGGGGUUCGCCCUACUGCAGCUGCCUGC
This is a messenger RNA of Ochotona princeps (American pika), 3145 nucleotides long. RefSeq names its product centrosomal protein 120 (gene CEP120). Gene Ontology annotation, cellular component: centriole; centrosome. Gene Ontology annotation, biological process: centrosome cycle; interkinetic nuclear migration; positive regulation of centriole elongation. Bases 153 to 3110 code for a protein of 985 amino acids. NCBI's taxonomy places the organism in Eukaryota, Metazoa, Chordata, Mammalia, Lagomorpha, Ochotonidae. The transcript has 20 exons. The record is from RefSeq and is a predicted model, not a curated record.